CUUCCAUAUUUUCUUUUGUUAGUACUAAUUUCUUCCUACAUGAAUACCGAAAAACACAAGUACUACUUCACUUUGAUUAUAAGUCUGAUUAUAAUUAAUUAUUACUAUUAAUUUUUCUUUUUGAAGGAAUUAGUAAUUGUUAUUUCAUGCACUGUGUGUGGGUAAGGGGGUUUUCUUUUCCAACUUUCCUUCAUUUUUUCGUCUCUUUUCUAGAAAAACCAACCAGGAAAAUAGCUCUCUCUCUCUCUCUCUCCAUCUUUGUUAUGGCCGCCUGAACUUUCCCUCUCCGUUCCCCCCCUCCGCCUCCCAACCCCCAAAGCCCACAAAUCACACACAACACGAGAUUUGAUGAUUUUCCUUUUGUCUUCUUAUACUAUUCCCGCAUCAUAAAUUAGACGUUUAUGAUAAAGUUUAAAAGGGAGGCUUAAGCUCAAAUCUCGUGGAAUCCGGCUUUAUAUUUGUUCGUCGGCGCGCCCGAGGGGAAAAAGUUGCGAUCUUGUUCGUGAAUUCCGGGAAUCACUUCGAAGCUUGUAGUAUUUUCUGGAGCUCUAAUCUGUUUGUAUCGACAUAUCAGGAAAGGGUUUUGAUAGAGACAUGGAGAGAGGUGAAGAAUCAGGUAGUCCUAGUUGGAGCUCAUCAUUCUAUAUGCCAACAACUGAGGAUGUUGCUAGAGCUGUUGCAGCAGCAGCAGCAGCUGUUCGUUCUCCACGGCCUUCUGUGGUGUAUUCAUCAAAAGAUGAUAGUGGUGGCCAGCUUAAAAAACUUCAGCAUCAGGUCUCAAGAUUAUUGAAAGGACUAUCCAGUCCUCCCGAAGUUAAAAGCGGAGCGUAUAACCCAGAAAUACUAACUAGUCAAAAGCGUCAGUGGGCUAACUUUCAAUUGCAAAUGCUGGAUCACAAAGUAUGGAAGGAGCCAUCGAAGCUUUUUGAGAGCAUGGUGGUUGUUGGACUUCCUCCUAAUUCUGAUGUUCAAGCACUCCAAAAUCUGUACUUUGCUAGAAAAUUUGAAGGUUCAGGGAGAUUGCGAAGUGCACUCGGUGGUCAGAAUCAGUGCCGUAUAGAACCUAACCUUGAGCCUCAGGUCUUGUUUGUUUAUCCUCCAGAAAAGCAACUGCCACUAAAGUACAAGGAUCUCCUUUCUUUCUGCUUUCCAAAUGGAGUAGAGGUGAAUGCCGUUGAGAGAACUCCAUCAAUGAGUGAAUUGAAUGAGAUACUUCUCGGACAGGAGCAUCUCAAACAGAGUGAUUUGUCAUUUGUCUUCCGGCUGCAGGUUGCUGAUUCUUCAACUCUUUAUGGUUGCUGUGUUUUGGUUGAAGAAAUGAUACAAAAGCCCUCAGGAUUGAUCUCCACUAUCUCUGAUGGGCAACCUGCCUGUUCAAGUCGGAGCCGCUAUAUUUUGACCACACGUCGUUGUUACUGCAUUCUUUCCAGGCUUCCAUUUUUUGAGCUGCAUUUUGGCGUGUUGAAUAGCAUCUUUACUGAAGAGAGGUUGGAACGAUUAACAAAGCAGAUAAAUGGAUUGGAUUUCGACUCACCUGUGGGCUGCGAUAUGGUUGAAACAUUCGAAGAGAAAGCCGAAAGUUUCCUGGCCGAUGGAUCACCCAACACACAAAAUGGGGCAGUUGAAGCUUCUGAGUCAAGCGGUUCUAUCUCAGGAAGCAUAAUUAACGAUAUAUCUCAGUUUGAACUUCAUAAUCUAGACCAAGACAAUUAUUUGAAGAAAGAACCUAAUGGCACUGUUGUCCCUGUUGAUCCCGAGAUAGAGAAACUAGCUUCUUGGGAAGAACCUGCAGUUGAAGUUGAUUCAUGUAUUACUGACAAUCUUAGUGCCAAGCAGUCAUUAGAAAGGCGUUUACCAAAUGCUGUAAUACCAUUCAUGCGGUACCAACAAUGUGAAAGUUCUGAGUCAUCUUCCAGUUUCGCAUCACCAUGUGAAGAUAGGAAUUUUAGAUGUGAUUUUGACGAGGCAGAAACAGAAGAGGCAAGUUCAUCUGGUCGAGAUAUCUUCAGUGAACAAAGUGUCCUUGAGUGGGCAAAGGCAAACGACCAUGGAUCCUUGCAAAUAAUUUGUGAAUAUUACCAACUAUCUUGCCCUGCUCGUGGUUCAACAAUAACCUUCCACCCUCUAGAUCACCUUCAACCUCUAGAAUAUCAUAGACCCGACGAAACAGUUCUACCCAUUGCAGGUUCAACAAUCGACUUGAGAUCUUGCAAUACAAGUUUGGAGUUUGCUGAGGCCCACGGCGAACUUGUGGUGGAAGAGGAGGCAGCUGCUUUAUCAGUUUGGGCUAUCGCCUGCCUAUGUGGUACCCUAAGAUUGGAGCAUGUGUUGACAAUAUUUGCAGGAGCCCUACUGGAGAAACAGAUUGUCAUUGUCUGUUCAAAUUUGGGUAUUUUAUCUGCUUUAGUUCUAUCAAUUAUCCCCCUGAUUCGACCUUAUCAGUGGCAGAGCUUGUUAAUGCCGAUACUUCCAAAUGACAUGCUGGACUUUCUGGAUGCGCCUGUCCCAUACAUAGUAGGUGUAAAGAACAAAACGGAGCUGCAGGCGAAGUUAACAAAUGCGAUUCUGGUGGAUGCAAAUAGAAAUCAGGUGAAAUCACCAUCACUACCACAGCUACCUCAACAGAGAGAGUUGUACUCACUCCUGAGUCCUUACCAUGCGAAAUUGGUGGGAGAAAGUUACUUGGGGAAGAAAAGGCCAGUCUAUGAAUGUACUGAUGUGCAGAUCGAAGCUGCCAAAGGCUUUCUGGAAGUGCUGCGGUCUUACUUGGACUCUCUCUGUUCUAACCUUCGUUCUCACACAAUCACUAAUGUUCAAUCAAACGAUGAUAAGGUAUCAUUGUUGUUAAAAGAGAGUUUCAUCGAGUCAUUCCCCAGUCGGAAUCGCCCUUUCAUGAAGGUCGGUACUCAGCACUAUAAUGUUUACUUCAAGUGCAUCAUUUUUUAUUUCGAUACGCUGUUCAUGGCAUCCCAUCUGUACGUGAUUUUGCGUAUAUAAAAGCUCGACGUUAUGCCUAAGAUUUUCAUUCUUAUAUGUUGGACAAACAGCUUUUCUUGGACACGCAGCUCUUCUCUGUACAUACAGAUUUUAUACUCUCUUUCAUCCAGAAGGAAUAGUGUAAAGUAACCCGCGCCCGGUGCUGACUGGAAACCCAUGGAUGAAUCGGAACUCGAGUCUUGGAACGCAAGUUCCGUGGCAUACGAAUAUUUCGAGUCUCCUUCAAUUUAUCGCAUAAAUUUUGACUCCCUUAUAGAAGAAGAUGGUGACUUAUUUAACCGACGGUCUCCCUUAUUACAGUUAGGAGAGAAGUUAGGUUCGAGAGAACUGUUGUGUAUUUGCCUUAAAAAAAUGCCAUGGAAGUGGAAAAAACAUUAUGAAUGUAUAAUUUGGUAGAUGUUAAAACAUCUUGUAUUUUAUUAGUGAAGUUUUGAGCCAUUUUUGAACC
Molecule: messenger RNA, 3445 nt
Organism: Salvia miltiorrhiza (redroot sage)
Lineage: Eukaryota; Viridiplantae; Streptophyta; Magnoliopsida; Lamiales; Lamiaceae
Exons: 19
Coding region: 595-2997 (800 amino acids)
Source: RefSeq, a predicted model, not a curated record